Messenger RNA from Dermochelys coriacea (leatherback sea turtle), 730 nucleotides. It is a transcript of the gene EDN2, whose product is annotated as endothelin 2. The record is from RefSeq and is a predicted model, not a curated record. Gene Ontology annotation, biological process: vein smooth muscle contraction; intracellular calcium ion homeostasis; regulation of systemic arterial blood pressure by endothelin. Gene Ontology annotation, molecular function: endothelin B receptor binding; hormone activity. Bases 69 to 440 code for a protein of 123 amino acids. Lineage: Eukaryota; Metazoa; Chordata; Testudines; Dermochelyidae. The transcript is spliced from 5 exons. Gene Ontology annotation, cellular component: extracellular region.
GCGGCUCCGGCGGCAGGAGCGCGACUGGCCGUGCCGGGGAAAGGCAGCCCGGGAGUAACCCCGCCGCAAUGGCAAACCCGCCCGCGGGCUUCGUUUCUCUUGCCGUCACCCUUUGCAUCCUGCUGGGAGAAGGUAUGGGCCGUCCUCCCUUUGAGUCCCACCUAGCUGCAACCAGCAGCAGGCACUCCAGGACAAAGAGAUGUUCCUGCAACAGCUGGCAGGACAAGGAGUGCAUUUACUUCUGUCAUCUGGAUAUUAUCUGGGUCAACACCCCAGGACAAACUGUUCCCUAUGGCUUGGGAAGCCCACCAAGUCGCCACAAGAGAUCACUUAACAGGUGUGAGUGCUCACACUCCAAGGACAGCAUCUGUGCUACCUUCUGCCAGGCAAAGCCUUGGUAUCUUGGGAACCUUAAGCUCCCACCGAGCCAUAGCGUAUAGGUGAAGAAUCCCCACAGCAGUGAUGUGAAGCAUCCACAAACUGAUCUUCUGAGAGCCUGACGGGACAUUGCUGUCUCUAACUCCCAGCUCCCCAGAUGGCAGCACCACUCUCAGAGGAAAGUUCAACCAGCAGCCUUGCCUGGAAGAAAAAGAUACAGAGCAGGUAACAAGCCUGUUUUCUGGCAUAAUUUGGAGUCCUGUGGAUGCCACUGGCUCUUGCCAUGGGUGCCUGAAAGAGCAGAAGGAAAGACCAUGAUGGAAAAGCAGGAGAGGUGGACGAAGCAGAGGAG